Molecule: messenger RNA, 342 nt
Organism: Fraxinus pennsylvanica
Lineage: Eukaryota; Viridiplantae; Streptophyta; Magnoliopsida; Lamiales; Oleaceae
Source: the annotation of a GenBank genome assembly
AUGUUAGCCGUGGUGAAAACAUUAACUGGUUAUGGUAAUCUGGAAGGUCAAUUCAACUCCCCAAAAACAACCAGCCCCGAAUUGCGUGAGCUGCUGACCCGGAGCGAGUAUGUCAUCCUCAAGUCCCUGUGCUAUGGAAUAAUUGGAAGAGAAAUCCACAAGGCAGUCAGUGGAGUUUCGAACACCAAAACUGAGUUUGUACAGCCACCUCAUUCUCGGAGAGGUGAAAUUAAUGAAAGGGUUUUUAGCGGUGUAGGAGGAAUUAAAGGGUGUUGGGGAGUGAAAUUUGGGAAAGAAAAAGGGAUAGGAAAGGGGGAAGAGAGUGGAAAAUCCGGUCCAUAA